Molecule: messenger RNA, 2265 nt
Organism: Plenodomus lingam JN3
Lineage: Eukaryota; Fungi; Ascomycota; Dothideomycetes; Pleosporales; Leptosphaeriaceae
Biological process (GO): regulation of DNA-templated transcription
Molecular function (GO): DNA-binding transcription factor activity; sequence-specific DNA binding
Source: RefSeq, a predicted model, not a curated record
AUGCUCCUCCGCCCCCUUCCCCCCAUUUUGCGACCACCGACGACCGGAAGGCCGACAAGCAGCGCGCACACCCUGCACACCCUGCAAGCCCACUCGUUCGUCUCGACCUUCUCUCCUUGCCCAGGGUGCACUUUUGGCUUGCAACCUGGCUCUCUGCCCGCUGACUCAACAAGCACCACCAAGAACGACGAGGGCCACUACCACUACCACUACCACGCCUUCUGCGCUCACUUGACUUUCAAGCUUGGCAGCCCAACUGACUGGUCUCCCGUCUACUGUCUUGCUGCCGCCCACCACCCUUUCCCUUUUCUCUCUCUCCACACCAGCAGCAAGUCCCCACCCACCACCACCAGCUCUCUUCACCUCAUCCCAAUCAUGGCUUCUGUCGCCGAGGCCCGUCCCAGUCCCUUCGCGACCGACGCCCAUAACCCCAACCUGCACAAGUCCAUACCCAUCCUCCCUUCCUCUGGCUCGACGCUGGCGCCACCACGAGACCCCAUGGACAUCACCCCAUCACCCGCCUCGACCAUGGGCCCGCCCACGCACAACGGCGCAAGCGCAGGCGCAGGCACAGAACUCAAUGGCACGAGCUCAGCACAGACACAGUCGCAGCAGCCGCAGUCACAAUCGCAGCCGCAGUCGCAAUCGCAAUCGCAAUCGCAAUCCCAGGCGCAGUCGCAGUCGCAGUCGCACAGCCAAUCCGUAAACGGGGAAGCUGGCCACGCCUCGCCCAAUGGCAAUGCUGCACCGACGGUCGGUGCGGCUGCUGCUGCUUCUCAGCCCAAGGUCAUCCAGACGGCCUUUAUUCACAAGCUCUACAACAUGCUCGAAGACCGCAACAUCCAGCACCUCAUCUCAUGGUCGACGGGCAACGAGAGCUUCGUCAUGUCCCCGUCGAGCGAGUUCUCCAAGGUACUGGCAUCUUAUUUCAAGCACACUAACAUUUCCUCCUUCGUCCGGCAAUUAAACAUGUAUGGCUUUCAUAAAGUGAGUGACGUCUUCCACACUGGUUCCCCAGACUCUCCUCUAUGGGAAUUCAAGCAUGGCAAUGGUAACUUCAAACGCGGGGACUUGGUCGGCCUGCGGGAAAUAAAGCGACGUGCCUCACGACAUGCUCUCAUCCACCGCGAUUCCUUCUCAACACCCAAAAUGCCGACUGGUCCUCCAGCUGGACAACCGGUCGAGCCCACGCCAGAUCCCAUCGAGAUGCGCCUUGGCAACCUGGAGCACAAUCUCUAUGAAAUGCACUCGCGAGUGCAGCGGUCAGAAGAUACAUGCGCCUACCUCAAUCAAAAGGCCCUGGUCCUGACCGAGGGCAUGAUGCGAUGUCACCAGUGGAGUCAGGAGCUCACAAAUUAUAUCAUGGCCAUGGUGCCAGAUCCGGAUAAUCCCAUCCACAGAGAUGUUGCGAUGAUGCAGCGCGACAUCACUCGCCAAACGGAGAUGCUGCGCGCCCUGGAGGCGCCCGAGGAGCCACUCUCCGCACGUCAGCCCUACUUCAUGCAGGGAGAUAGCAACAAUGGUCCUCCACUAUCGCCUCGGCAACUGCCUCAAGACAACCUAAUAGAGUCAAGAAGAGGAUCCUUGGCCAGCAUAUCGCGCCAAGCGCCAUACAAGGCUCCUGUCCCUCCUCACAUUGCUAUUUCCCCACGACGAUAUGGCUCAAUAGGUGCGGGUAAUUACUCCCCUUCUUCAGCCAGGACCCCAGCUCAGCAUCAGCCACCCCCACCACCUCCACCGCCUGUCCAGCAGCCGGGAGCUCCAAAUCCGGGGAAUCCACCCGGAAGCAGCUCCUCUCCACCCUACAAUCAUCUGUACAGGCGGCACACGUCGGCAGAUAUUCGCACCCACGGGUGGCCGCCACAGCCGCCCCCUAGUGGGCCAACACACUCACCCUUUACUUCAGGUCACAGUUCAACUCAGUGGCCAUCCUCACCACAUCGGACACCGAUCGGAGGUGGCGAUCAGCAACUCCGUGACGCCUUGGAGUCAUACCAAUUACCUCGUGGCCCUAGGCAACAGUCAUCACGGCAAGGGACUCCCCCUUUACACGUUGAGUCUGCGUCUUCGUCACUAGGGCCAGACAGUGGCUGGACUCUCCCUGGUGCAAGAUUCCCAUUCAGGGGUAUCGAUACACCUGGACCACCUACACGCCGCUCCAGUAUGGCCUCGAACGUACACUCGUUGCUCAACCCCGCCGAAACUGCUGAACGAGCAGACGAAGACGAACCCGAAGAUCCUCGCAAGCGGAAGCGCAUGCAGUGA